Vicia faba (fava bean) is the source of this 903-nucleotide messenger RNA. Lineage: Eukaryota; Viridiplantae; Streptophyta; Magnoliopsida; Fabales; Fabaceae. The record is from the annotation of a GenBank genome assembly.
AUGUGGCGACCGUGGGGAAAAUCAACGGCUCGGAUUCACAGCUCCUCUUCCUCCUCCUUACCCUCUUCCACAUUCUCUUGUUCUUCCUUCAAAGACAUUCAAACCCUUUGUCUCGACGAACCUCCUCACCAAUCCUUACCCUCUUCACCAACCCCAAAAUACCCCAUUUUCCAACGAGUCCUACUCGCCAACUCGCUCCUCCGAACCUGGUCAACUCACCUCCACCAACAACAACCCCACAGAUUACCCAGAACCCGCUCUCACCCCGAACCAGAAUCCGAACCAAAACCAAAACCAUCACCAUCCCCAUCACCAGAACCAGAUCAUGAACAAGAUCCAUCACGCAAUGAAACCACCCACGCGCCACCGGAACUUUUACCAGCUCCAUCACUUCCACCACCGAUCUACUUUCCAGGAACAGAACAGCGCGUGGUCAUCUACUUCACAAGCCUGCGCGUGGUGAGACCAAUCUUCGAAGACUGCAAAUCCGCACUCGCGAUCCUCCGCGCGUUCCCCGUCCACCUCGACGAACGUGACGUAUCAAUGGAUUCCUCCUUUUUGACCGAGCUGAACCGGAUAAUGGACCGAACCGGUCGACCCGGUUUACCAUUGCCACGUGUCUUCAUCGGAGGAAAAUAUAUCGGCAGUGGUGAAGAGAUUAGAUCAAUGCACGAGAUUGGCGAGCUCAAGAGAUUACUCGAGGACUUGCCCGCAGUGGAUCAAACUGAAUGCCACGUGUGCGCGGGUCACAGGUUCGUUCUGUGCAACGUGUGUAACGGUAGCAAGAAGGUGUAUACAGAUAAAGCUGGGUUUAAGAUUUGUGUUGUUUGUAAUGAGAAUGGGCUUCUUAGGUGCCCUUCUUGUUUUUCUUUUGAUUUGAUUAACAAUGAAAAAAUUGAAUAA